Molecule: messenger RNA, 816 nt
Organism: Argiope bruennichi
Lineage: Eukaryota; Metazoa; Arthropoda; Arachnida; Araneae; Araneidae
Product: PITH domain-containing protein 1-like
Exons: 6
Coding region: 87-716 (209 amino acids)
Cellular component (GO): nucleus
Source: RefSeq, a predicted model, not a curated record
GUUUUGUUUUUACUAUCUUUUCCUUGUGAUUGUGGUGAUUCAAUUUUGUAAAUAUUUUGGCCAUAGUACUUUUGAAUUCUAGCGACAUGGCUGGGCAUGGGCAUAGUCAUGGGGGUCAUUGUGAACAUGAAUCUGAAGAACAGCCGUCUGAUUUGGGUAUUGCUUAUAGUCUGUAUACUAAAAUAGAUACUGAAAACGUGCAGUGUUUAAACGAAGUUGUAGAAGGAUCCGGCAAAUGGGUUUUCAAACCAUGGGAAAAGCGUUUGGAAACUGACAAAUUUGUUGAAAGUGAUGUUGAUGAAGAACUUUUAUUUAAUAUUCCGUUUACUGGAAUAGUAAAGCUCAAAGGUAUAAUAGUUCUUGGUGGUGAAGACACAACACAUCCCUCAAAAAUGAAACUGUUCAAAAAUAGACCAAAUAUUAAUUUUGAUGAUGUAAAUACUGAAGCUGAUGAAGAAUUUGAAAUGCAGCCUGAUUUAGAUGGAACAUUAGAGUAUCCUAUAAAGGUAGUGAAAUUUCCCAAUGUUCAUCAUCUAACAAUAUAUUUUCCAAAGAAUUUUGGUGCUGAAAGAACAAAAAUUUAUUAUAUAGGUUUGAAAGGAGAAUAUACAAAACCUCCACGGCAGGAAAUAACUCUUGUUACUUAUGAAGCUACUCCUAAUCCCUGUGAUCAUAAAACUGAAGCUUUUAAUCCUGUUCCUCAUGAGAUACGAUGAAAGCAUAGCAGCAUGGGCUUAAUUUAUUGUUUGUAUGCUGUUUAUAUACACUCUUUGUGUUUGUUAUUUUGCAAUAACAUUUUGUUACACUUUUUCUGUU